Dovyalis caffra is the source of this 756-nucleotide messenger RNA. The record is from the annotation of a GenBank genome assembly. Lineage: Eukaryota; Viridiplantae; Streptophyta; Magnoliopsida; Malpighiales; Salicaceae.
AUGGCUGAGCAGGUGCAGCUAAUGUUGCAAGUCAUGAUGCUGUUGCUGUUGUUAUUUAAUUUUCCAUUUGUUAUAGUAGAAGCACAAUCUAUAGCAAAGGCUGGUUGUGAUGAUCAGUGUGGGGGAGUCAGGAUUCCAUAUCCAUUUGGAAUGAAUUCCAGUUGCUACUUAGAAGAGAGUUACAAAAUAGAUUGCAACUCUAGCACGCCCACAAUUCACAUAAAUGGCACCAAUCUGGUGGUGACAGAAAUUUCAGUUGGAGUAGCCAAAAAUACUACCAUUCACGUCAAUUUACCAAUCGUCUUCAAAGAUUGCGAGAAGACUCUCAGCAGCAGUAAUUCCUACGAUGUAUUCGUUGUCGACUUGAAAGGGAGUCCUUUUGUUUUUUCUGAAACUGACAAUUGGUUCAUUGGAGGGGGUUGUAAUAACUUAGCGCUGCUGGCCAACAAUGAAUCAAGUUGUUUUGGUGGAUGCAUGUCAAUUUGUGAGGAAGACGGAAUGGUUGCCUCUACAAUUAAAUCUACUAGUUGCAGUGGCAUCAACUGCUGCCAGACCACAAUCCCUUCAAAUCUUAAGCGUUAUCAGAUGACACAAACCAGACAGUCGUUCAAUGUUUCUGCCGCGAUGGCUUUCAAGGCAGCCCCUACGUUUCUGACGGUUGCUACGAUAUCAAUGAAUGCGAGAUAUACGGUGCCGACGCUUGCUAUAGCAGGGCCUUCAAAUGCGAAAACACCAUUGGUUCCUACCAGUGUGUGA